AUGAUUAUAUUAGUCUUAUUGAUAAGUUAUUCAUUUGGUAAGACUCAAGACGGAAAAGAUCAACUUUCUCCAAAUUAUCCUUAUGGAAAGAUGAAUAAGGAUGUAAACUUUAACAAACCUUUUACAAGUGCUGUUGAUAGUUAUCAAAUUCAACAAUAUGCUGAAAAUGGAGUUUUUAGUGCAAAUCAAGAAAAUUAUGUUCGUGCUAAGUGUAAAACAUGUUGUAGAGUUAUUUUUGCAUCUGAUUAUAAUUACAAAACUAACACCCAAUUUACUGAUGAAGAUGAUAAAAAAGGAGAUGAAAGAUAUGUUAUGGAUAUGGAAUUUGAUGAUAAAAGAUCAGUUAGAUUCCGUAAUGGAGGGUAUGAACAAAACAUUUUAUUAAGACCAUUGAAACAAGGAAAUGAACUUCAAUUCUUUGAAUUUGCACCAUACAGAAUGUACACAAGUUAUGCAAUUCCAAAAAGAGUUCAUGAUAUUAGAGGUGGAGCAAACGAGGGAGCAACUCUUAUUAUUUGGCCUAAAAACCCACCAUUAUCAGAUGCACCAGGUACUAGAAACCAACGUUUUGUUUAUGUUCAUCCUUAUCCAACUGAAUGGUAUCCAGAAUAUAAUUCAACUACUAAGUAUACUCAAAAUGGAAAAACAGUGAUUAAAACUCUUAAAUGGCCUACAUAUAAAAGACACUUCUAUCUUCCUUAUCGACUUGAUGUUGAUCUUUGUUAUCAAGCCAGAAAAGCAACUGAUGGUAGAUCAACAUGGACUGGAAAUAAAAAUCUUAAUACAACAAGUAAAAGUUACCAAAUUAUAGCAUCAAGGUGUAGUGCAACUGAAGCAAGACAGAUCUUUAUUCCUGUGUUUGCAUAACUUUUGGAAAUUAAGUUAUUUUGUUUUCUUUUCGAUAUUGAAGUAUGUAUUAAUUUCAAAUUAUAUU
Messenger RNA from Entamoeba histolytica HM-1:IMSS, 934 nucleotides. RefSeq names its product galactose-inhibitable lectin 35 kda subunit precursor. The coding region runs from base 1 to 867 and encodes 288 amino acids. Lineage: Eukaryota; Evosea; Mastigamoebida; Endamoebidae. The transcript has a single exon. The record is from RefSeq and is a predicted model, not a curated record.